AUGCCAAUUUUUUCAAAAAAGUUCGAUACAAAGAGUAUACCACAACGGAGCAAACGAGAUGGCAGUUCUGCACAGAUUCAAGAGAAACUGGACGAUUUUCAAGUGAUUCAAUUAAACUUGACGAAUAAAAAGAAGUUAAAAUUCGUCGAUGGCAUGUGGAUUGUAACUCAGCAACCAGGAGACGCCGACGACAUUACCGCGAUGCGAAAACGUUUGCAAAAGCUAGAAGAGGAGAAUAAUUUGAAUCAAAUCAAAGUCGAUAUACUACUCGAUAUGCUCACCGAGAAUUUAUCCGAAUUAAAAAUACUUCGUGAUAAAUGAAUUGUAGAAAACGCAUAAGAUAACGAAUAAAAUGAUUUUGAAGAAAUUUUCUCAUUUAAACUAAAGAAAUGUUGUGGGUGCUUUUUUUCUUCGUUCUUGUAAAGCGAUCGGUGAUCAAAAUAUUCAUAUUCCUUUUUUCAUUGCAAAUAAGCGCAUUCUAAUAGUUGUUCAAUUUGCUUGUGAACAUUCCACAUUCUUCUGUUGUUGUUGUUUUUGUUCCGUCUUUGUUUCAGCAGAAAUGAUGAAAUAUCAACAAAAAUAAUUGCUGACUGUUAACCAAGCGGGAAUAUCAUGCGUGUGCAUUUCAGGAGGAACAACAAAAAAUGGACAAGUGUGCCACGACCGAAAACAAUUUGCAAGCAACGGCAAAAAAAAAAUUAGCAUCGCACCAAGCAAUUCAAUGUCAGGUGUUAUCUAGUACUUUGAUUUGUGCAUCAUAAACACAAAACUCACCAAUAUUCAGAUGCAACACCAAAUACCGUAUUCAAUGCCAACCCGAAAAAUUCAUAUGUAAAUAUGUUUACACUAUUUUGUUGCUGUUGCUAUUGCUGGUUCUGUUGUUUCAGCGAUGAAAUGACAACGACAGAUGGCGUUGGUUGGAUUUUUUGUAUACGUAAGUUUGGAAUUGCAGAGAAAAAAGUCAUUAGUUUCGUGUCAAAAUACAUUCUCUUUUGAGCGAUUUGAUUCAUUCGUCAUUUAAAUCGAACAUUAGCCAAAUCGGAUUGAAAGUGGCCAAACAAAGCAGCUGUAGCAACGAAAGCAAUAUAGCCAACACGAGAAAUACACAGUGCUGUUUUUUGUUCGUUUCCUGGCCACAGUCAACAUAUUCUGUGAUCAAAAUUGAAUUAUUUUUUCAUUCUGCUUUAAAUAUUUUGAUAAGAAUAUCUUGCGGGUGAAUUAAUUUCAUUGAUGUUACGGAAAACCACUUUAUCUACAAACAGCUCAAUACACACAUAGCUGAGACGGGGAGACAGAGUGAGAAAGACAGAGAGAGAGAGAAAGAAAAUUAUUUACAAAAAAACACACCAUACGAUCCAGCACAUUCAAAAAACAAUGAGCAAUUGGGCAUUCAUCAAAAUUGGAGAAAAUUCGAGAAAAUUCCAGACAGAUAAGAAUUUAAAGUGAACUGAUCCGGGCUGGUUGCAGCUGAACCGAUCCGGGCUGGUUGCCGCUGAACCGAUCCCGUGCUGUCAUAACAUUGAAAUGUCAAAUCAUCUCGCAGCUCAAAAUAAACUCUGUACACAGCACCUUAUAACCGAAUCACAAUUUUCAUUGGACUCAGCGAGAAUGAGUACUUUGUGGAAAAAAUAUGGACCGGUCCUUGUUCUGGUGCCGGCUAUAGUUGGCAUUCAUUACGGCUGGUUUUUAUUGCAACAAAAUGAAAAAUUAGUGCCAAAAGAUCAACAAGUCAAAGAACAACCCAUU
Sitodiplosis mosellana (orange wheat blossom midge) is the source of this 1746-nucleotide messenger RNA. RefSeq names its product protein chibby homolog 1 (gene Cby). The transcript has 2 exons. NCBI's taxonomy places the organism in Eukaryota, Metazoa, Arthropoda, Insecta, Diptera, Cecidomyiidae. The record is from RefSeq and is a predicted model, not a curated record. The coding region runs from base 1 to 321 and encodes 106 amino acids.